UGGCUCAUCCACUGCAAGGUGCUGCCCGCCAACCACCGGGUGACCUGGGACUCGGCGCAGGUGUUCGACCUGGCGCAGACCCUCCGCGAUGGAGUCCUGCUCUGCCAGCUGCUCAACAACCUCCGGGCGCACUCCAUCAACCUGAAGGAGAUCAACCUGAGGCCGCAGAUGUCCCAGUUUCUCUGUUUGAAGAACAUAAGGACAUUUCUCACGGCCUGUUGCGAGACGUUUGGAAUGAGGAAGAGCGAACUCUUUGAGGCAUUCGACCUGUUUGAUGUUCGUGACUUCGGCAAGGUCAUAGAAGCAUUAUCCCGACUUUCUCGCACACCUAUAGCGUUGGCCACAGGGAUCAGGCCCUUUCCAACAGAAGAAAGUGUUAAUGAUGAAGACAUCUACAAAGGCCUUCCUGACUUAAUAGAUGAGACCCGUGUGGACGAUGAAGAAGAUCUCUAUGACUGUGUUUAUGGGGAAGACGAAGGUGGAGAAGUCUAUGAAGACUUAAUGAAAGCAGAGGAAGCCCAUCAAUCCAAAUGUCUAGAAAAUGACAUACGAAGCUGUUGCCUAGCAGAAAUUAAACAGACAGAAGAAAAAUAUACAGAAACUUUGGAGUCCAUAGAAAAAUAUUUCAUGGCUCCACUGAAACGAUUUCUGACAGCAGCUGAAUUUGAUUCAGUAUUCAUCAACAUUCCUGAACUUGUAAAAGUUCAUCGGAGCCUAAUGCAAGAGAUUCAUGAUUCCAUUGUAAAUAAGAAUGACCAGAACUUGUAUCAAGUUUUCAUUAACUACAAGGAAAGGUUGGUUAUUUAUGGGCAAUACUGUAGUGGAGUGGAGUCGGCCAUCUCCAGUUUAGACUAUAUUUCUAAGACAAAAGAAGAUGUCAAACUGAAGUUAGAGGAAUGUUCCAAAAGAGCAAAUAAUGGGAAAUUUACUCUUCGAGAUUUGCUUGUGGUUCCAAUGCAGCGUGUUUUAAAGUAUCAUCUUCUCCUCCAGGAACUGGUCAAACAUACCACUGACCCUACUGAGAAGGCAAAUCUGAAACAGGCUCUUGAUGCAAUGAAGGACUUGGCACAGUAUGUGAAUGAAGUGAAAAGAGAUAAUGAGACCCUUCGUGAAAUUAAACAGUUUCAGCUAUCUAUAGAAAAUUUGAAUCAACCAGUUUUGCUUUUUGGACGACCUCAGGGAGAUGGUGAAAUUCGAAUAACCACUCUAGACAAGCACACAAAACAAGAAAGGCACAUCUUCUUGUUUGAUUUGGCGGUGAUCGUUUGUAAAAGGAAAGGUGAUAAUUAUGAAAUGAAGGAGAUAAUAGAUCUUCAGCAGUACAAAAUAGCCAACAAUCCCACAACAGAUAAAGAGAAUAAAAAGUGGUCAUAUGGCUUCUACCUCAUCCAUACCCAAGGACAAAAUGGGUUAGAAUUUUAUUGCAAAACAAAAGAUUUAAAGAAAAAAUGGCUGGAACAGUUUGAAAUGGCUCUAUCAAACAUAAGGCCAGACUACGCAGACUCCAAUUUCCAUGACUUCAAGAUGCACACCUUCACUCGGGUUACAUCCUGCAAAGUCUGCCAGAUGCUCCUGAGAGGAACAUUUUAUCAAGGCUAUUUAUGUUUUAAGUGUGGAGCAAGAGCACACAAGGAAUGUUUGGGAAGAGUAGACAAUUGUGGCAGAGUUAAUUCUGGUGAACAAGGGACGGUCAAACCACCAGAGGUGUGCUUACGUUCCAAGACUGAUGCUGAUAGAAUGCUCAGGAAUCUUCCACAAAAACGGACCAAUGGACUUCGGAGAACUUCCAGACAAAUGGAUCCAGGUUUACCGAAGAUGCAGGUCAUUAGGAACUAUACUGGAACACCACCCCCAGCUCUUCAUGAGGGGCCCCCAUUGCACAUCCAGGCAGGGGACACAGUCGAACUUCUGAGAGGAGAUGCACAUAGUCUGUUUUGGCAGGGUAGAAAUUUAGCAUCUGGAGAGGUUGGAUUUUUUCCAAGUGAUGCUGUCAAGCCUUCUCCAUGUGUGCCCAAACCAGUAGAUUAUUCUUGCCAGCCCUGGUAUGCUGGAGCAAUGGAAAGAUUGCAGGCAGAGACUGAACUUAUUAAUAGGGUAAAUAGUACUUACCUUGUGAGGCACAGGACCAAAGAGUCAGGAGAAUACGCAAUUAGCAUUAAGUACAAUAAUGAAGCAAAGCACAUCAAGAUUGUAACAAGAGAUGGUUUUUUUCACAUUGCAGAAAAUAGAAAAUUUAAAAGUUUGAUGGAACUUGUAGAGUACUACAAGCAUCAUUCUCUUAAAGAAGGAUUCAGAACCUUAGAUACGACUCUGCAGUUUCCGUACAAGGAGCCAGAACACUCAGCCGGACAGAGGGGUAAUAGAGCAGGCAACAGCUUGUUAAGUCCAAAAGUGCUGGGCAUCGCCAUCGCUCGGUAUGACUUCUGUGCAAGAGAUAUGCGAGAACUGUCCUUGCUGAAAGGAGAUGUGGUGAAGAUUUACACAAAGAUGAGUGCAAAUGGCUGGUGGAGAGGAGAAGUAAACGGCAGGGUGGGCUGGUUUCCAUCCACGUACGUGGAAGAGGAUGAAUAAAUUCUAAUCCAGCAUUACACCCUGCACCAAAAAUUUCAGAAAAGGGAUGAACAGAAGCCUGCACUGCAUUAUGAAUUAAACGAAGUGUUUAAAAAGCUGCAUUUCUGGCUGUUCAACAUCCUCCUUCCUUUACCGCUCCUAAGUCUUAAUGCUAGGAUUUCUAAAGAUGCCGGUACUGACAGAUUAAUGGCUUGCCUGGAGCUGUGCACGAAACGGCCUGCCAGUCUGUCAUUAUUAGGGACCAGGCAAAGCCCCAAAGCUUUUCUUCCUAACAGAGCCCUGCAAACAUAUGAGUUCACAUUUCUCCGUACUUCAUCCCAUCAGACACCAUGAAUGGUAGCCAUUAGUAAAUAUUGAAUGCAUAUUUACUUUGUUCUCAUGUACCAGUCCCCAGAAUUUUUGGUGGUACAAAGAAGCAGAAGUUUAAUUUCUCUUUUCCCAGCAUGAAGAAAAACUAGAGUUCUGUCAUUUGGGCAGCUUACUGGAAAUUUCCAGGCAUGGCUUGUCUUAAAUUGUUCAACGUGACUCAUUGCCUGGCAAAGACUUUUACCCCAGUGUUACUCAAGAAAAUAUGAACCAAGUGCUCAGGUUUGAAUCCUAAGUGAUAUAUCCCAGAAGGGUUUUAAUUAUCCAUUUGAUGUCCUGAUUCUAUUUGUGAAUUUCUUUAUCAAAUGAGGGGAGGGAACACACGUAAACGAGAGUGUCUUCAUAUUAAAGCCUCAUGAUCUUCAUGAUUUCAUAGGACAUGUAGUACUUAACUUGAUGAAAUAAUCUUAGCUAGGUAUGGUAUGGGGAGUUGCCAGGAACCUGAGUUAAGGUGACAUUGUCUAUGGAAACAAAUCAAGGGCUAUGAUUUAUGUAAGUCAUUUUAUAGCAAGCAAUAUCUAUUAACACAUGCCUUUUCUUCCCCUGCCCCCCCCCAAAAAAAAAACAAGAAAGACCU
Molecule: messenger RNA, 3514 nt
Organism: Tupaia belangeri chinensis (Chinese tree shrew)
Lineage: Eukaryota; Metazoa; Chordata; Mammalia; Scandentia; Tupaiidae
Gene: VAV3
Product: vav guanine nucleotide exchange factor 3
Exons: 28
Biological process (GO): intracellular signal transduction; regulation of GTPase activity; cell migration
Cellular component (GO): cytoplasm; plasma membrane
Molecular function (GO): protein binding; guanyl-nucleotide exchange factor activity
Source: RefSeq, a predicted model, not a curated record